Molecule: messenger RNA, 2148 nt
Organism: Sesamum indicum (sesame)
Lineage: Eukaryota; Viridiplantae; Streptophyta; Magnoliopsida; Lamiales; Pedaliaceae
Product: putative RING-H2 finger protein ATL21A
Molecular function (GO): polysaccharide binding
Source: RefSeq, a predicted model, not a curated record
AACUGGAAGUAUGUUAUCUUCUUUCAACAUAGAAAUAUAGGCUAAUAGACUUCACAAUUCAGAGUAUGGUACCAAAUUCAAAACUAUUUGCAUCACAUUAUCUUGUUUGAUAUAGAGUGACUGUCGUUUGAUAGCAAUAUUUCACAAGACCUAUAAAAAAACAGUAACAAAAACUGUCACACCCCUGCUCAUCUAUGGCUCCAUGAGUUGACUUGCGAAUUCAACUAUAUACAAAUCCAAAAACCCCAUCUUUUAAAAUGCCCCAAAUUCUUCAACCUUACAUCACUACAUCGCCAACUCAAUGGACACUACCAAACUCAUCAUUGCUCUUUUCUUCAUCUUCUUCUUCUACUUGCUCUUGAAUUCUAUCGUCGGAACAGCUUCAGCUUCAGCCUCCGAAUUCUGUUCCAGCUCUCUCUGCGGUCGCACUGAACCCGUUAUCCGAUUCCCGUUUCGCCUCCCAGACCACCAGCCCGUCUCGUGCGGGUACCCAGGCUUUGACCUCUCCUGUGGCGCAUUUAAUCAAACACUUAUCGAGCUCCCCAACUCAGGCAAGUUCACAGUCCAAGCCAUAGAAUACGGCAACCAAAACAUAUGGCUCAACGACCCCCAAUAUUGCCUUCCCAGACGCCUCCUCGAGUUGAACCUCUCCGGGUCGCCAUUUAAUGGUGUCUUCUUCCAAGAUUUCACGCUUUUUAACUGCACGUUUGAUUACAAAAGGUACAAGUUGGAUCCCAUAGGCUGUUUGAGUGGAGAGAAUUACACAAUUUUCGCUUCUUCCUCUGAAAGGGCUAUCAGAUUCUUGGCGUCCAAGUGUAGCUUGGUGGCGACGGUGGCGGUGCCGGUUCAGUGGGAGUUUUUCCAGCCGGUGACGACGUCGGAUCUCAGCGACGAUAUCCGGCUCAGCUGGGGUUGGCCGCGCUGCCGGCGGUGUGAGGCCCGCGGCGGCCAGUGCGGGCUCGUCAGCGUAAAUAGUAGCGUGAUUGAGUGCAGAAAUAUUCGUCGGCAUGGGCUGCCAAGAGGUGCUCGAUACGCCAUAAUCGUCGGAGCAGGUUUCCCAGCAUUCCUCUGCCUGCUGGGCUUCGUCUACUUCAUUUGUGGCCGGGUGAUAUGCUGUAGCAGGUGGCGGCAGCGGCCCCUCAUGGAAUUCUCGGUGGUGGUGGCUCCACAGCCAACCAUCACGACGGCAGGCCUCGACGGCCCAACUAUCGAGACGUACCCGAAAACGAUCCUAGGGGAGAGCUGUCGGCUGCCUACACCUGACCAUAAUAUUUGCUCAAUCUGUUUGUCUGAAUAUAUGCCUAAAGAGACAUUGAGAAGCAUACCUGAGUGCCAGCACUGUUUCCAUGCAGAAUGUAUAGAUGAAUGGCUGAGGAUGAACCCUUCUUGUCCUGUUUGUAGGAAUUCUCCUAAGUCCUCUCCUCUGACACAGGCUGCGUGAUGCUUGUUUGAGACAGGAAUUUAGAGGGUUUGGUUACGGUUUGUUCUUAACCACAAUGUUGGAGGAAGACAAGAAAAGAUUAACUGUGCUGUGCAUGUAAUUUUGAUGAUUUUCUCAUUGGUAGUGCCUUUGAUGAGGGAGUGUAGAUAGAAUGAAACAUGUUGAUGCUGUGCUAUAAUUAAGAUGUAAAUAUGGACUUCUUUUCCUUUGAUAAAUGUUGACUUAAUGGAGCUUUCUUGUGACUUAGAAUCAUGAGUUCUUUGUGUUCCUUGACUUGGAGUAAUGGGUUUUUGUUAUUAAAGUGUGGAUUCUUGAUCUAAUAGUACACUUGAGCUCAUUCAUUAUGAUCUAAUUUUAUUGUCGGACACCAAAUUCUUGCGGAUGUCAAGAAAAAGAAUAUCGAAAAUUCAAGUGACUGAAGGUUAAGCAAUCACUUUGUAAGUAAUAGAAAGAAAAAACGAGUGGAGGGAGAGUUUAGAGUCGAUUUCUUUGUCUCGUUCAUAAUUUGCCUUGCAACUUCCAAACACAUCAUAUAAAAAACAGUGUAAAAAUGUGAUCUUAUGUUACAUAGAAAGAAUGAGCACCUCAAAUCUAAACAAUAUGCACAUACUGUCACAAGUUCAUCACCUCAUUCCAUCAUUACUCAUGCUUGUUUGAGCACUAAUGAACGAGCCCUCACUGGAAGUUGACGUGGUGUUCACAGACUU